This is a messenger RNA of Cladocopium goreaui, 7572 nucleotides long. The record is from the annotation of a GenBank genome assembly. NCBI's taxonomy places the organism in Eukaryota, Dinophyceae, Suessiales, Symbiodiniaceae.
AUGGGCUUGAUCGACCGCACUCGCCGCUUAGAGCCAGUAUUGGUGACUGCAGCUUCAGCCGGCUUCUUCUAUUCUGCAUUUUUGCUCCUCAAUGCAUGGGCAGACCCUAAUAUUGCUGGCAAUGACCGCCGGACUUCCUUGCAUUUUGCCGUUCUCACACAUUCGCCAAUGACUGUGCAGGUUUUGCUGGCUGGAAGGGCUGAUGUGCAUGUGAGGGAUUUGCAUGGCGAAACCGCUUUACAUUUUGCUGCCAUCAGCGAGAACGUGGCUUUCGUGAAACAGCUGAUCAUGGCAGGGGCUGACCCUUUGACUCCCAAUGAGGAAGGAGAUGUCCCGCUACUUUGGGGCCGUGAAGUGGACACUAAGGGUGCCCUUUUGGAAGGCUGUUGGCAUGACAUGUCGUAUACCAUGCUCUUUCUCUUAAACUUGCGAACCUUGUCAGCCUAUACAACUUGCAGGCCAUUGGAAAAGCUUUGCCAGUGCAUGCGCAAGCUGCUCUGUGAAUAUGUCUUGCACGAUGAAGCUGACUUCCAAGGAGGGGCCGAGUCAAACGCACCAACGGAGCGCCUUUUGCACUUGUACUUGUUUCGCAAUCCGCUCCCUGCAGAUCGGCCCCGGGUGUGGCAUCAAUUGCAAUUGUUUCAGUUAUAUGUGGAGCCUCUCCAGCCCACAUUGCAGAAAUUCCCGAGAUUGUUUUGGAUUUUGCCGGUGCCAUUUGAUGUCUCGCAAAGCAAGGAACAGUGGAAGGUGAAGCUGUUUGCUGCCUCCACGUUUUUGAAUUUGCUGCAGAAGGGCGAAGUCGUGAAGCUGGAGGGUGCCCUCAUCACCUGGUUUUGGCCAGAAAUUUUGCAGGACAUGUCCUUAUUGGACAUUCUUAGCACAAGGAACACAUCAUCCAGCGCACGUUCUAGAGCGAGGCAGCUAUCUACUGCUGUCCUCUUCUUCUCAGUGCUGGCCACACCUUUGCCGCAGACCACCCCAAAGAAAUUGAGUUCAAUGGGGACAAACAUCUGUCAUCGUUGGGUUCUUCUGCAAAGAUUUUUGCUCAGCAACAACCACCGCAAACCCAAGAGAGAGCAGCCUAGAGGAAAUCCCGUUUUGUUGCUGUCAGCAGCCCUGCGGCAGGAACUUGCACGACCCGCAAAUUUUGAGGAUAGGCAAGGUGGCGCAGAAGAUGUGAGCCAAGGUGGCACAGAAGAUGUGACCCGCCGAAUCUUGGAGAACAGGGGCGUGGCCCGUUCCCGCAAAAUGCUGAAGUUGGUGCAAUGGUCGCAUGGACUUGGAAUGGAGUUGCCGUUGCGGGGAGACAGCGUGGAUGCUAUGGUUCCCUAUCGUCACGAACAUUUUGCUCCCUGCGUAGACAUCACAACUCUGGCAUGGCUUCACCCCCAUGACAGAGACCGUCACGUUCGGUUCGAGUCUGAAGGCCACGUGUAUUACAUCCGUGGCAAGCAGACCAAUGGAUCUGUGACUGGGUUGAUCCAUGCCUUGGCACGACCAUUCGAUGCCGACGAAGUAAUUUCCAAUAUGAUGGCAGGUGACAGAUGGCCUCGCGCAGGCUAUUUGCGACCAUUCUUAGGAGAGACUGUAUUGAAGCGCGUCCGCCAAGUUGAUGCAGACCUUGUGCUUGCUCUCCUGGACUCCCCCCGCAAUGAUACAUGGAUCUCCAACCGGCUCCAGAGCCUGCGGACGAACUUUCCAGAGAUUGUCCAGAGUCUGGUAUUUGGCCCGCAUGAAAUCAAGCGCAUGUGGGAAGCCAACCGAAUUGAUGCUGCUCUUCGAGGCACCCACAUGCAUUUUUGGUUUGAAGCGCAUGUGAAUGGAUAUGUGGUGCCAAAAACAAGUCCAGAAUUCUCGAUGCUUGAAACCUUCUUACAAGACAUGCAAGGGUGGCGCGCCUUCCGCACGGAAUGGGUUAUUUUUGGUGAGGAAGAGAACAUUGCUGGGUCAAUCGAUCUCACUGCACAAAACCCAAAUGGGCAGUUGGCACUGAUUGACUGGAAGCGGACCUCCAGCCUAGCAUCGAAAUUCUCUUCGCCGUGGACGAUGCUACCGCCUUUAGAUCAUGUUCCGGACUGUGCUGGGUGGCAUUACCGGCUCCAACUGAACAUUUACAGGUAUAUUGUGGAGAAAUACUACGGCUUUGAGGUGGCUAUGAUGCUAGUGGUUUGCACCCACCCCGACCAACAAUUGCGGCCUUUCAUCGACCAUGUGCCGCGUCUCGACAAGGAGAUUGAAGUCGUGAUGAGUUUGCGGCGGGACAAAGCACAUGCUGUUGAUGUGUCUGGAGGAUCAGAUUUUGAGGAACAACUUGAGAAAGAAAUGGAUUGGCUGAAUGAGCAGGCGAAAGCCGAGGAGGCGGCUAGUAGGAGAGAUGGGAGGGGUGGGCCAGAGGGACCGGAAGAAGCACAGCAACCUGAAGGACUUGCAAGUCAAGCUCUUGAGGAUGAUGGAGCAAACCCACUGCCAGAAGUAGAUGAUGCAAAUCUGAGACAAUGCAAGAAGCGCCGCUUGCUUCCUGGAGCUGCUCAGUCCAUGCCGAAGUUUCAGAAAGAAUUUGACAGCUUGCGGGCUGCUGCAAAUACAUCUCUGCAGCAGGCGUCAAUCAAAAAGCCUGAGCAGAGCCAUUCCCUUUUGCAACAGAGCAGCUACAUGAUCAAGCAGGUGCGUGCUCGCAAGCCACAAUGGCCUGAGCAGCUUGUGCGCUUGGUGGCGUGCGCUUGCGUUUUGCCCCACAUGCGGCUCUGCGAUGCCUACCUCCGGGAACAUAUUUACUUGAUCUGGCUGAUGGAAGGUGGCCGCUACCUUCGUGUCCACAACGGACAAUGCUUUCUGUACCAUGAUUGCGGGGCUUUCCAAGUCUUUCGCGGAAGCCCGCCGGAACAAACAGUUGCCCGGAUCAAAGAGUUCAUACUUCAAGUCGAAGGGUUUUUUCGAAGCAUCCAAGGAGCAGUAGAUCGAACACAGGAGAGUAUAGUGCAAAUGGUAGAAGGCAUGGAGGCAGAUGCGAAUGGAGAUAUAAAGGUGCUACUUGACAAGUGGAUAUCUGCCGCGCUCUUCAUGAAGCAGCUUCCGCGCGGCCGCAGAGCGCCUCAAUUUGAUGAAGUUGAUGAUGCGGAACCAGAAGCGGCGGCAACUGGUGAUGCAGGAGGGUGGACCCAAUCCAUUGCUAUCGCCCUAAGCAAGUUGAGCGUAACCCUGCAAAAGGAAGUCAUGGAUGAUAAGAUAUAUGGUCUCAUGAUUGAAUGGUGUGAAGCGCCUUGCCAGAAGCAAGCUGGCUGUGCGUACAAAGAUAUAUGCGUUGUGUAUGAUUCAAAUGAAGAGAAUGUGGAAUUUGUGCAGCCAAGCCACGACAACAACCUCUACACAUUGAUCCCGCAUGCCUUAAAGCCUUCUUUGCCGGAUCCCGUCCUCCAAGCUGCGAGCUGCCGUUUGGAGAAGUUUUUCCGCGAGACCUUUUGGCGGAACUUCGAUGUCUUUUUGUGCUGUCAGGCAGCCCAAGCCAUCGCGAAAAGGGGUGAGAAUAUUGACCGAUGCUUCAUUGGUGAGAGCCCCGGUGGAGUAGGCCAAUCUUUAUACAGUUCUCACUUGAAUGCGGUUUAUGGACACAAUCACGCAUUCAUUGACCCUAAUAUUUGGUACGAUGAGCAAGAGCUCCGGAAGCAGAUUGAGCAAUUUGCAGGCUGCUUUAUCUUAACAGCGCAGGAGGCGCCUGAAACUUCACGCCGAAUGCGGGAAGACUUGUACAAAAAGACAAUGAGUGCAGAUGGCAUGGCUGGGAGGCGGCCGUACGGGUAUGUCACCCGCAUGAUUGAACUUACCGGAUGGAAGAGGAUGGAGGUCAAUCGUCUGAUGCAGUUCAAGGGUGUAUCUGAGCAUAACUUCCCAUCAAUCCUGCGGCGCAGUUUCCUUUGGCGUCCGCACGCUCGAUUUGUAUGUCCGCAAUACUUGGAAGAGCAUUACACAGAUGCGGCGCUGGAUGGGUACUUUCCAAAAGAUCCAACUUUGAAGGAGUUCCUUGUCUCAGGACCAGCAAUCGCCAGCAGCAUGCAGCUGCAGCACGCGUUUGAACAUACAUACUCACGAGCUGAAUGCAUACAUAUGAUAGAAUCAUAUUGCAAUUUGGGUGGUGAUCAGGGAUUGACAGAGGACAAAAUGCGAAUCGCUUGUGGGCUCCCACCGCGUCAGCGUGCCGAGAUCGCUGCUCCUGGGCUAGGCCCUGUGGAUGAUCAACUAAGCCAGGAUCAAGCAGAAAGUGUAAAAACAGGUUCUGAAGCAGUGGCCCGCCGCAUUGUGGAGGAAUGUCUUUCAAAGGGGUUCUUCAUGUUCACAUUGCAACAGUUCAAGACCAUGUCUCUGCCUUCGAAUGCACCCAAUUUAGACAAAGAGAGCAUGUUGACACAGCUACAAGAGCAUUUAUUGGUAAAGCAAAUAGCAAGAAAGCGCGGCAAAGGAAAGCAGAUCAUUGUUCCAUGCGUCCUGGGGCAAGGCAGUUUGCAGGAUGUCUUUGAUCUGAAAAGCUCAAACGUCAAGCUCAGACACGAUGCGUUGGUCGAAAGGAGGCGUAAGUUGGAAGCCAACGGGCAGUUGAUUGGGAAGCUCCUCGCUGCUGCUGGUGGUGAGGCUGGUGACCUGGAAGGGCAGGACAUUGAAAAUGCCUUUUUCACGUUGAUGUCACAGCUCAUCCAUAAAUUGGAUCCUGUGUUCAAGAUGCCGGAUGAUGCCGCAAAAGCAUUGAAAAGAUGCGCUGAGGCACGCAGUGAUGUGAUCAAGGAGCUAGGUUUGCCAGCUGCGGAAGGGAAGAAAGUUUUGCUUGAAGUCAUAAACGGUGGCGGUCCGCCUAGCCGUCUGUCGGAACAUGAUGUAAUUGUUGGGCUUCGGAAAGCUGCCAUCUGGAUUAAAUGGCUUGCAAUUUCAAAUUUUCCCGAUCUCUACAGCCACUGUGAUGCAGACAGAAGCAAGCCAUCGCCAGACAACUCCAUGAUAGCAUACUUGUACCAAGCUGUUGAAGAUCUAGUUUUGUCUAGCUGGGUGCAAUUCCUCAUGACGCAAGAUCUCGUGCAUUUAUCCCUUCACUUCGACGGUUGCCGAAUUCAGGGUCGAGCGCUUGACACGGCUUCAAUGUGUCAAGAGUCUUCGGAGUGGAUUGCCAAAGAGACUGGGUUUCAGGUGGUUGUGAAGCAGAAGAAGCACCUGCUUCUCGCGGAGCUGUUGGGAAGGGAUGGACGUGUUUGCGAUACUCUGUCACUUUCUUCCAGCUUCGACUACUCUGCAAAUGGCAUUCUUACAUGCCUGGCCUACAUUGCAGACCUCUGGUCACCAUUGGACGCAUGGCUACAGGCAUGUGCUGAGGAGUCAAUUGAUUAUGCCUCCCUAGUGACAUUUCGCAUGCUGAAAGCAGGCGAAAAACCCCGGCAAGAAUCUGAAGUUCUUCUGGAACUGCAGGCCGGCUUCGAUCUAUCUGGCGGUGCUGAGUUGGAGAUGUUGUGUGAGUGCGAAGGAUUGCUGGAGAAUUCUGAUGAUGAAGGCAUGGCCGGAUCACAUGUUGAUGAAUCAAUAGUGCAGGUGGGCGAAGAGUUGCUGGCGUUGCUCGCAGAAGAAAGAGGUGAAGUCCUAGAUAGCACUGAGACUGUGCAUGAAGGCAGUAUGCACUGUUGUCCGUUCUGUCCGUUCCGGCAAUUCCCUCGACCUUCUCGUGUGAUGGAGCAUGUGCAAAAGUAUCAUACAACGAAACGACAAUUCUGUUGCAGUGGCACCAAGCAAGUCAGAGUCAUUCAGGCUUUGUUUGACGAUGACCAGCUCCGCAAUAUACAGCCAAGUGCUCGCUACCUCCGCAGGAGCGCCGCCGUGUUGCGAACAUCAAUUGGGAAUGAGGAUGGAAGCAUCAAUCAUCUUGAUCGUCGAUUACGCUUGGUCUUGACGGAGAAGGGCCCCGUGUACAAAAGCUUGCAACACGUUGCUGAGAACGAAACAGUGUACCGUCGAGCCAAGAACUUGUAUUACACGCAUGGAUUUGCAGAUAUGCUUUUCCAAGAGAUGAUGGUUAGCAAUGCAAAAAUGAAGCAAGCAUCUCGACUGAAGCUUGUAGACAUGUAUCCCUUGGAUGCACUCUUUGUUGCGGCUAGCCGGUUGGCUUUGAGACUCGCAGCAAGUGGCAGCAAGCUCACGGGCCUCUUGCCUCAGCAUGUUCGACACUGGUGGCCGCUCGUGGAGGACAUCUUCUACUCCGACGCCGUGAACCAGCUGUUCGCCCAAUCUAUGGCAGAGGCGGUUCACCAUACGGAAUUUGAAUCCGUCAGUGUGGAUGCAACCCUGAAGUGUUGCCUCUCCAUUCUCGGCCAGAGUUCCUACAGAGCAGGGCCGCAGGAACGAGCCAGCGCUGCUUUCACGGGGAAAGAUUGCUUUCGCAAGGUUCUGACAGUCCGUGGGCGAACCGGCUGUGUACUGCUCAUGGCUCCAACGCCAAAUGAGGAGGCACCCGCCAUUGCCGAGCGCAUUGCUGAGUCGUUGCCUGAAGAUGGACUCCGGCAAACACGGAUUGUGUGCACGGAUGAUCCUUCUGCGCAUUUGUUGUCGACAUUGCGCAAUGUCAUGCCAAAGCUGGAGCUGCUAUGCUUGGACCCUGUCCACCUAUGCAUGACUUUUGAGUAUGGGACGUACAGAAGAAGAACAAAGGCGUCAACCAUGUUGAGAACAAUUAUGCAAAAGUUUAAUGCCGUGGACUUUAAGAACAUGUCAGCCUACAACUCCAGGCCUUUCAACGGCAUUCAGGAUGUUUCGUUCGAUCACAUCACCAAGACACGUCGAGAACAGAUUCUGAGUGGAGGAAUGGGAAAGGCCAAAGCAGAAUCUCUCCUUGACAGCCUGGAUGCUGCGAAGCCUUGGCAAUGCGAACGGGAUUGCAUUGAGGCCAUGGCAGCAUUUGUCCGAUGUUUUCCGGACGAUGUAGACAAAAUCAUUCCCGGUCCGAACCGGUCUGGACGGCAAGUGCUGUACACUGCCUGCGCGCCUGCGAGGAUGCAAUGGUAUUUCAACAACAUCCGGGCGCGCCAUAGUAUGCGGCCAGAUCGAGUUGUAUUACUUCCUGCUGGUACCACUUCCAACGAGGCACUGCAUGCUGAAGUACGAGCUUGGUUCCGAGAGACGCAGCAGAUGCAUAAGAGCACAUUGGAAAUCAAACUGCGGGUGCUUCACCUGUCCAAACUGAUGACCCACCAUGCGGGCAUGUACAGACCAACUUUGCGGCAAAUUCCGUCGGGCCUGGUGCUGGCUAGAUCUGUUGUCUCUUCUGCCUGGAAUCGACGAAAGCCCUGGAGCAAAUUUGCCGGACAGAGUGGCAAGGCUCAUUUGCCUCUCAAUGAGAGACGGCAGCAAGAAGCAUCAUUAGUCAAGGCGCAUGCUUCCAAAAAACCGGCUGCCAAUAUCAAAAGACCAGCGGCCAUGAGGCAUUGCGCAAAAAAGCCAGCCACGCACGUCCUCCCGCAGAAAGUGCGCAGGACUCCCUUUAACAGAGUAAGAGUGUCCACUUGCCGUAUCAUGGGCAAAAAAAGGCAAGGAGGUUUGAAAGCCUAG